UCUUCUCUUCUUUUGUUCUCUCCUUGUUUUCUUCUUCUUCUUCUUCUUCUUCUUCUUCUUCUUCGCCACAAACAAAAACCCGCCUGUGAAAAUCCUACAUUUCCCAUGUGCCCCCGCGCUCACAGGAAGUGCGUCAUCACCCGUGACCUUCACCGAGGUUCAGUCCGCAGCGGAGAGAGAAGACGAGCAUGGCGAGUAAAGAUCCCGGUGGUUUUCUGCAGCUGCUGCGGCAGAUCGCAGGCAGGAUGUCGGCAGGACCUCGAGGAGCGGGAGUCGGUGUCAAACUGCUGAUCGGCGCCGGAGCUCUGGCUUACGGCGUGAAGGAGGCCACGUAUACAGUCGAAGGAGGACAGAGGGCAAUCGUCUUCAACAGGAUCGGGGGGAUGCAGAUGGACACGGUGCUCUCCGAGGGACUCCACCUCCGGAUUCCCUGGUUCCAGUAUCCCAUCAUCUACGACAUCCGAGCUAAACCCAGGAAGAUUUCCUCGCUCACCGGAAGCAAAGACCUGCAGAUGGUGAACAUCUCGCUGCGAGUUCUGUCGCGGCCGCUGGCGUCCAACCUGCCCCACCUCUACCAGCACCUGGGGAAGGACUACGACGAGCGUGUGCUGCCCUCCAUCGCCAACGAGGUGCUGAAGAGCGUCGUGGCCAAGUUCAACGCCUCGCAACUCAUCACGCAGAGAGCGCAGGUGUCUCUGAUGAUCCGCAGGGAGCUGUUCGAUCGGGCCAAAGACUUCAACAUCAUCCUGGACGACGUUGCGAUUACCGAGCUCAGCUUCAGCCGCGAGUACACGGCCGCUGUGGAGGCCAAACAAGUCGCCCAGCAGGAGGCACAGAGAGCUCAGUUCUAUGUGGAAAAGGCCAAACAGGACCAGAGACAGAAAAUCAUCCAGGCUGAGGGAGAAGCUGAAGCUGCCAAGAUGCUGGGCGAGGCCGUGACGAAGAACCCCGGCUACCUGAAGCUCAGGAGGAUCCGGGCGGCACAGAACAUCGCCAAGACGGUGGCGCAGUCCCAGAACAAAGUGUACCUGAGCUCCGACGGCCUGGUGCUCAACCUGCAGGACAGCGACAACUUCAAUUUGUCGUUUCAGAAGUAAAAGGGCCGCCGCCUCCUCGUCAGUUCGCCGCCGCCGUCAUCAUCAUUCCUCCAGUUCCGCUGUCACAGAGAAAAUAAAAAUCUUCCCGUCUCCCCUCUGCCGUCAGGAUCUGGGUUGAUCCGGGAGUCGGUCUCGUCUGUGGAACGUCGUCUCUCGACUGCUGUCACGUGGCUGUUGACUGUAAAUCAGCUCUUUGCUUUUAUUUUGGAAGGUUCCCUCUGGUGUCGGGGAAAAAAAGCUGAUUCCUGUUUUUGCUUUGUCUCCACGCGUCAUCGCAGACGAGUUCAACCUCAGAGAUUAAUUCUUGACCAAACACCAGAGGAAACUCUCUAAACCAAAAUCACAAAGAUCCAACAUGAACUGGACUCGUGUCCAGAAUACAGUUCUGGACAUUUAUGAAGAAGAAGUUCCUUUUCUACCACAUGACUUCUUUUCCCUCGACCACUGGCCCGAAUAUUAAUAACUCAUAAUAAUAACUUAUCUCUCCAUGCAGACAGUUGGCGGAGAUACAUCUCUGCUCUGAGACUGCGAUUAUGUUUCAGUUUAAAAAAAAAUGUUGUCUUUAAAUGUCUCAGCUUUUUGUUUACACAGAAAUGCGGCAAAUAUUUCAUGAGUCAGAUCGUCGAUCGUUUUCUCUGAUGUCGACCGAUCGGUUCGGAUCAUCGGCGACUUUGAUCAGCUCCAGUAAAUGUGAGAGAAGCGUCUUCACCUGUAAUGAAAUAAAAAAAAAGCGUCUGUAUGGACAAAGGGAGGAGAUGUUUACUUCCUGUUUACACGUCACACCUGUGUACGUGAAAGGUCAUGUGAUGUGUGUGUAUGUAGUGCAAGUUUGACAACACUGAACUACAGCAAGCUGCCGAUUAGCGUAGCUUAGCAUAAAGAGUGGAAACGGAGGGAAACGACUAGCUGGACGUUGGUUUGCACAUAACAGAAUCAAACCUUCCAGCUUCUACGUGGCUCAUUGGAUGAACAGAAUCAUCUGCUUUUCUGAUCUGUCGAUGAUUUUUGUUUUUGAUUUAUAUGAAAAAAAUCGGAAUAAAUAGUUUUGUCCUCCA
This is a messenger RNA of Scophthalmus maximus (turbot), 2152 nucleotides long. It is a transcript of the gene phb2a, whose product is annotated as prohibitin 2a. The record is from RefSeq and is a predicted model, not a curated record. Lineage: Eukaryota; Metazoa; Chordata; Actinopteri; Pleuronectiformes; Scophthalmidae. Gene Ontology annotation, cellular component: mitochondrion; membrane. The transcript is spliced from 10 exons. Gene Ontology annotation, biological process: mitochondrion organization. Bases 189 to 1097 code for a protein of 302 amino acids.